Messenger RNA from Saccoglossus kowalevskii, 1471 nucleotides. RefSeq lists its product as uncharacterized. Gene Ontology annotation, biological process: blood vessel development; regulation of angiogenesis. Gene Ontology annotation, cellular component: extracellular matrix. The record is from RefSeq and is a predicted model, not a curated record. NCBI's taxonomy places the organism in Eukaryota, Metazoa, Hemichordata, Enteropneusta, Harrimaniidae.
ACCAAUCAUGUCAAACCUCUUUGAAGAUUGCCAUAACAUCAUCGAUUGGGGCCAUUAUUAUGAAAACUGUUUGUAUGAUUGUUGUCAGUGUGAUGCAGAUAGAAAAGAUAGGUGUUCUUGUGACGGAAUUUCUGCUUAUGCUAGAGAGUGUUCAUAUAAUGGGAUUUGCAUCGAGUGGAGAUCUGAAGAUGUAUGCCCAUUUGAGUGUCCAGAAGAUAUGUACUACACCGAAUGUGGUCCUGCUUGUAACAUUACAUUGAGUAACUGCAAUGAAAACAAAGAAUGUGAUUUAUUACCGGCACCUGGGUGUUUUUGCCAUGAUGAUUUUGUGAAAACUGGCGACGAGUGCUUACCCUGUCCAGUGCCGACAACAACAUCUCAACCAACAUCUACCAUACAGACAACAUUACGACCAAAAACCACAGAAGGUCCAACAGAUGAGAGUGGAAGUGGUAGUGGGGAAGAAACAACAGUUGAAUAUACAACAAGGCCAACCACAGCGGAACCAACAACUUCUAGGCCCGUAACUACAAUAAGUACUGAAGGCCCUACAGAUGAGAGUGGUAGUGGGGAAGAAACAACAGUUGAAUAUACAACAAGGCCAACCACAUCGGAACCAACAACUUCUAGGCCAGUAACUACAAUAAUUACUGAAGGCCCCACAGAUGAGAGUGGUAGUGGGGAAGAAACAACAGUUGAAUAUACAACAAGGCCAACCACAGCGGAACCAACAACUUCUAGGCCAGUAACUACAAUAAGUACUGAAGGCCCCACAGAUGAGAGUGGUAGUGGGAAAGAAACAACAGUUGAAUAUACAACAAGGCCAACCACAGCGGAACCAACAACUUCUAGGCCAGUAACUACAAUAAUUACUGAAGGCCCCACAGAUGAGAGUGGUAGUGGAGAAGAAACAACAAUUGAAUAUACAACAAGGCCAACCACAGCGGAACCAACAACGUCCAGGCCAGUAACUACAAUAAUUACUGAAGGCCCCACAGAUGAGAGUGGUAGUGGGGAAGAAACAACAGUUGAAUAUACAACAAGGCCAACCACAGCGGAAUCAACAACUUCUAGGCCAGUAACUACAAUAAUUACUGAAGGCCCAACCACAGCUGAGCCAACAACCUCGUGUAUUCCAGUCAGUGAAGAACUUUGUGACUACAUUCUAUCUGAUGUAUUUGAAGAAUGCGAAGGGGACACAAGCAGAUUGGAAUAUUACGAUUUAUGCAUUGACCUAUGUGAAGAUGAGUACUGUGAAUUUUUAGAAGGCUUUGCUAAAGACUGUCAAUCUGAGUGUGUGGAGUGGAGAAACCAUGCUUGUCCUGCUGUGUGUCCCUAUGGUUUGGAAUACAUGGAAUGUGGAAACACGUGUAAUAACACGUGCAACAAUAACUGUGAUGGAAGUAUACAACCUGGGUGUUACUGUCCACAUGGCACUUAUGAUAAAAAUGGAAAUUGUUGUCGUGAGUAA